GAUCUGCAUUUCCUUGAGAUCUUACUCUGGUUCUUAUGCGCGAGUAGCUUCUGCUUUCCAGAUGAUUCAGCUCCUCAACUCUGUCAUUCCAAUCCUGGUUUUCUUCACGACCCCGGCUCUUGGAGCUUGCACUGCCAGCAUCCUCCUCAAUGGCAACACCAGAACGUACUCUUCGUGCUCCUCCCUCAACUCUUGGUCGCAGCUCUCCUGGACUUUCGAUCCGUCGGCAAGAACAAUGGACACCAUGUUUCGAGCUCUCUUGACAUCUCCUUCGGGUUGGGUCGGCUGGGGGAUUAACUCGGGCUCCACAGCGGCGAUGCUCGGAUCCAACGUCCUCCUCGGCUUCACAGACUCGAGCAAUGUUAUCCGAGUUGCGCAGUACAGCCUCACUCCCCAGAUCCUCCGAGGUACGCUUCCUUCGCCAGCUUCUUCCACGGAGCUGAGACUAGUCGGUUCUAGCUUCAUUGAUAUUUCCAGCGGAGUUGUCACCAUUUUUGCCAAGCUCUCGCUGCCGACCAACCAGUCAAUUUCCAGGAUCAACCUCGUUUUUUGUCGAGGACCCGGGACCAGGAACUUGAGCCCGUUGCCUCACACAACGGACGCAUCGUUUCUCCGACAGACUACCGCUGUUCUCGACAUGAGCAGCAAUCGAAUUCUCCGUGCUCAAGCUCCUCACCAGUCUUUAAAACUCCAACAUGGAAUAAUAAAUGCUGUUGGCUGGGGGAUUUUUCUACCGCUCGGGGUCAUGGUGGCUAGAUAUGUCAGGCCUUACUCCCACCGCCGAGAAUGGUUCUUCGGUCACGUCGGUUUACAGUGCACGGGUUAUCUUCUCGGUGUGGUUGGCUGGGGAAUCGGACUUAAGCUCGCCAGCUACAGUGGAGAAUCGGCUGCUUCUCAGGUCCACCAAAACGUCGGUACCGCCAUCUUCGUCUUUGCAACACUUCAGGUGCUUUCGCUUGUUUUCAGACCAGAGAAAGAGCACAAGAUCCGCCCCUACUGGAAGAUCUACCAUCACGGCCUCGGCUACCUCACUCUCGUUCUCAUCUUCACCAACAUUUACAAGGGUUUUAAGCUGCUCCAGGGGUCCAGGACUUUGAAGAACCUCUACACGGCGUUCUUGGUUAUAGCAGUGCUAGCCACCGCAGGUCUGGAGGCUUAUCGCUGGUAUGUUUACUUGGAGAAGAAGAGCAAGCGACCCGCGUAUGCCUCCGAGUCCCCUACCUCUGAUAGUAAGAUCUAGAAAACCUUGUAUCUCACCUUUUAAUAUUUUUUGAAUGGUAAUGGAUAUUCUCUUAUAGGAA
Molecule: messenger RNA, 1301 nt
Organism: Selaginella moellendorffii
Lineage: Eukaryota; Viridiplantae; Streptophyta; Lycopodiopsida; Selaginellales; Selaginellaceae
Product: cytochrome b561 and DOMON domain-containing protein At2g04850-like
Exons: 3
Coding region: 62-1240 (392 amino acids)
Source: RefSeq, a predicted model, not a curated record